Molecule: messenger RNA, 636 nt
Organism: Lingula anatina
Lineage: Eukaryota; Metazoa; Brachiopoda; Lingulata; Lingulida; Lingulidae
Product: putative methyltransferase-like protein 24
Source: RefSeq, a predicted model, not a curated record
AGAGAAACUCCACCUUAAAAAAGCAUCAACCAUAAAACCUACUCCACUGAAAACGUUCUACAAUCUAGCAGACGACAUUGACUAUUCAAGAGAAGCCGCUCCGAGACUGUCGGCGGAUGGGGCAAUAUCUGAUAAGAUUGAGCUGGACUAUUUCAGAUAUCUUCAAAACUUACAGUUCGACUGCCGACACCGGAUUAGAGCAGGAACCGGGGAAUCAGGAGACGGUGGCUGGGAGAUGUGCCUUGACCCGCCAUACAAUAUGAAACCGGGAAAAUGUUUAGUCUACUCCUUUGGCAUCAGUACUAACUGGUCUUUUGACGACUAUAUGGACAAGACCAGAAAUUGUACAGUGCACUGUUUUGAUCCAAGUAUAGGAAAAAAGGACUUUAAGCGUUCCCCAAACAUAUAUUUCCACAAUCUGGGUAUAUCUGGACGCAACGAAACCAAUGGUAAAAAGUGGCAACUUUACACACUGGGAUCCAUUAAGCGACUUCUAGGACACGAAAACGUAAGUCAUGCAUUGGUUGAAAUGUCCCAGGCAUUUCACGUCUCCUUGUUCUAAACCAACUUAAAUGAUAUAUGACAUACAUGUACAUGUACAUGUGGGAAAUAAAAUAAUAGGACAAACUCAAGUAU